AGAGCGUGGCGGCCAUGGGCAUCCGAGGGAUGCUGAGAGCUGCUGUGCUCCUGCUGCUCAUCAGGACAUGGCUUUCAGAGGGCAACGACACCACUCCCCUCCCAGAAUUCCACUUUGAGCUCUCUUCUACCGUGCCAGAACUCGUCCAGAACGUCUUCAAUUGCAAAAAUUGUGCAAGUGAAACUGUGGUUCACAAGAUAUUGGACAGGGUGCUAUCGGGAUAUGAUGCCCGUCUGAGACCACAUUUUGGAGGUGACCCUGUGCCUGUGGGAAUAUCUAUGUAUGUCUCCAGUAUUGAACACAUCUCAGAAAUAACUAUGGACUGUAUGAUCACAAUGUUUUUUCAUCAAACCUGGAAAGAUCCACGUUUAGCAUACUGUGAGACCGACCUAAACCUGACUCUGGACUACCAGAUGCUUGAGAAGUUGUGGGUCCCUGACUGCUACUUUCUAAAUAGCAAGGAUGCCUUUGUGCAUGACAUGACUGUGGAAAAUCGUGUGUUUCAGCUUCACCCAGAUGGAACGGUACAGUAUGGCAUCCGACUCACCACCAUAGCAGCUUGUUCUAUGAAUCUUCAGAAAUACCCUAUGGACAAGCAGACCUGCAAGCUGGAGGUGGAGAGCUAUGGCUACACAGUUGAAGACAUCAUGUUAUACUGGGAAGGUGAUGAGAAUGCCAUCCAGGGGACUGAGAAGCUACACAUCCCUCAGUUCACCCUCCUGGGAAAGAUAAUGACUAGCAAAGAAGAGAUUUUCUACACAGGUUCCUAUGUGCGACUUAUACUGAGAUUCAUGAUCCAGAGGAAAAUUAUCAACUACCUUGUGCAGAUCUAUUGGCCUACUAUCCUCACCACUAUUGCCUCUUGGAUAACAUUUUGGAUGAACUAUGAAUCUUCUGUAGCCAGGGUGACAGUCGGUCUGACUGCAAUGCUCAUCCUGAAUGCCAUCAAUUCACACCUGCGGGAAAAACUCCCCGAAUUUUCUUGUAUCAAGGCCAUUGACAUCUAUAUGGUUGUAUGCUUCUUCUUCGUGUUCCUAUCCUUGCUGGAAUAUGUCUACGUCAAUUAUCUUUUCUACAGUCGAGUAGGAACUCGGCGCCUUCAAAGGCAACGCAGGAGAGUCCGAAGAAUCAUGGAGCGCUAUUACUACCAGGAUCUAUCCACUGUUUCCUCAAAGGAUGACCAGGUUAACAUCAAAGAACAAAGUGGCUCUCCUCCCUCUAUACCAGUGCAGGCCCACCCAGUAAACCCAGAAAGCCUCAACUCUUUGACCUUCAUCUCAGAGCAGGUCCCACUGGCCACCUCAGAGUGCCUCAGCUCACUGUCUCCUCUUUCGGUCCAGUCCUGGCUGGCCUCUGAAGAAAGCCUGAAUGAUCUCUCCUCCACUUCAGAGCAGGCCCUGCACAGCUGUGACAUUCACUUUAAUGGUUUUGAAUUUGAUGGCAGUGUUAUUCCUACCAAAAUUCACAAUCAUGGUGGGGCCCAUCACUGUGCUGAUACCCAUAACCCAGAAGACCCUGGAAAGAGCUACAGCCUGGAUGAGAACCAUGGCCAUGGUCCCAGUGGAAAGCAUCUGUUCAUCCAUGGCCAAAGGUGUGUGCAAGAAGCAAGCUGCAGGCCUGAUAAGAUCCAUAGAUGCCGUGAGGGGUUCCUUAGCUUGCCUGGUGACAUCAAAGUUGAAUGCAGCUACCUUGACCUUAGGAAGCAACUCGAGCAUGAUGUUGACACUACCUGGAGCCCUAAUGGUGACAAUUUCAUGGGCUUUGAUCAAGAUGAGGACAGUAAUUCAGAAUCUGAUGAGGACAGUAAUUGCCCCCUGAGUCCUGGGUAUUCCUUUAGGGAAAGGUUUUGUUAUGAGCUCUUUGAUCCUGACUAUGUCCCUAAGGUUGAUAAGUGGUCCCGGAUCCUCUUCCCUCUUGCCUUUGUGGUGUUCAACAUUAUUUACUGGCCAUACAAUGGCUUUUAG
This is a messenger RNA of Molossus molossus (Pallas's mastiff bat), 1964 nucleotides long. RefSeq names its product gamma-aminobutyric acid type A receptor subunit theta (gene GABRQ). The record is from RefSeq and is a predicted model, not a curated record. Gene Ontology annotation, molecular function: extracellular ligand-gated monoatomic ion channel activity; neurotransmitter receptor activity; GABA-A receptor activity. The transcript has 9 exons. Gene Ontology annotation, cellular component: synapse; GABA-A receptor complex; membrane. Gene Ontology annotation, biological process: nervous system process; monoatomic ion transmembrane transport; signal transduction. Lineage: Eukaryota; Metazoa; Chordata; Mammalia; Chiroptera; Molossidae. The coding region runs from base 15 to 1964 and encodes 649 amino acids.